Molecule: messenger RNA, 3019 nt
Organism: Bufo bufo (common toad)
Lineage: Eukaryota; Metazoa; Chordata; Amphibia; Anura; Bufonidae
Gene: EXOC6
Product: exocyst complex component 6
Exons: 22
Coding region: 95-2506 (803 amino acids)
Biological process (GO): Golgi to plasma membrane transport; exocytosis; intracellular protein transport
Cellular component (GO): exocyst; membrane
Source: RefSeq, a predicted model, not a curated record
CCCUAGUGGCAGCUGUCGGCAUCGCUCUACCUUCAGUACUCCAGCCGCCGCAGCCUGUCACCGGCAGCCCGGGCCACCUAAUAAUCUGUGCAAGAUGGCGGAGGGCGAGAGCCUGGAGAGCGUGACCGAGCACGAGAGGAUCCUGCAGGAGAUCGAGAGCACGGACACGGCCUGCGUGGGGCCUACGCUCCGCUCUGUGUACGAUGACCAGCCAAAUGCUCACCAAAGGUUCAUGGAAAAGCUUGACACCCGGAUUCGAAAUCAUGACCGGGAAAUUGAAAAAAUGUGCAAUUUCCACCAUCAAGGCUUUGUAGAUGCCAUAAACGAGCUCCUAAAAGUCAGGGCUGAUGCUGAAAAGCUGAAGGUCCAAGUCACUGAUACCAACCGAAGAUUUCAGGAAGCCGGGAAGGAGGUAAUUGCUAAGACAGAGGAGACCAUUCGGUGCAGGACACAGCAGAGAAAUAUUGCCACUGUAGUUGACAAGUUGCAAAUGUGCCUUCCGGCCUUAGAAAUGUACAGCAAAUUAAAGGAACAAAUGAGUGGAAAAAGAUAUUAUUCUGCUCUAAAGACGAUGGAACAACUUGAACAUGUUUAUCUCCCCAAAGUGUCCCAGUAUCGCUUCUGUCAAAUCAUGGUAGAGAAUCUUCCCAAGUUACGAGAAGAGAUCAAGGAGAUCUCCAUGUCUGGUCUCAAAGACUUUUUGGAAAGUAUCAGGAAGCAUUCUGACAAAAUUGGAGAGACUUCAAUGAAACAGGCACAGCAACAGAAAACAUUUCAUGCGGCGCUGCACAGACAGACCAACGUUUCUUACAAAAAACCCAUAUACAUCAUAAAUGGUCAUUCUGCAGGAGGAGAGAAUGAGGUUACACCAAAAAGUCAGAUGUUGGAAGAUGAGGACACAGAGGAAGAGGUCCUUAGUGUCCAGGAUUUGGUAGACUUUACCCCUGUGUAUCGGUGUCUGCACAUCUACACAGUUUUGGGAGAUAAAGAAGUAUUUGAAAACUACUAUAGAAAACAGAGAAGAAAACAGGCGCGAUUGGUCCUCCAGCCCCAGGCCAACAUGCACGAGACGGUGGAAGGAUAUCGGAAAUACUUCAGCCAGAUUGUAGGGUUUUUCGUGGUGGAAGAUCACAUUUUACAUGUGACGCAAGGUUUGGUAACGGGAUCCUACACUACGGAGCUGUGGACCAUGGCGCAGUCGAAGAUCAUCGCAGCCCUCCGCACACACUCCUCGUACUGCACGGACCCCGACCUGGUGCUGGAGCUGAAGAACCUGAUUGUGGUGUUCGCCGAUACUCUGCAGGGAUAUGGAUUUCCGGUGAAUCGUCUCUUUGAUCUACUGUAUGAAGUUAGAGACAAAUAUAAUGAAGCGCUGUUCAAAAAAUGGGCUGGACUGUUCAGGGACAUUUUUGAAGCUGAUAACUACAGCCCAAUCCCUGUAGCAAAUGAAGAGGAGUACAUGGCUGUAAUUAGCAAAUUUCCUUUCCAAGAUCCAGAAGGUGACAAGGUAUCUUUUCCAAAGAAACUCCCAAUGUCUCAGUCCGUCCCACAGAUUUAUAUGCAGGUCAAAGAAUUUAUAUAUGCAAGCCUUAAAUUUUCGGAAUCACUUCAUCGAAGCUCCACAGAGAUUGAUGAUCUGCUCCGGAAAUCUACCAACUCACUUCUCACCAGAACCUUAAGCAGCGGUUUGCAAAACCUCAUCAAGAAGCCUCAUAUAGGUCUGACCGAACUUGUGCAGAUCAUCAUAAACACCACACACCUGGAGCAAGCCUGUAAAUACCUGGAGGAUUUUAUUACCAAUAUUACAAAUGUGUCUCCCGAGACUGUGCACACCACCCGGCUUUAUGGCCUGUCCACCUUCAAGGAUGCCAGGCAUGCGGCCGAGGAGGAAAUCUACACCAAACUCAACCAAAAAAUCGAUGAAUUUGUCCAGCUGGCGGACUACGACUGGACGAUGUCCGAGCCGGAUGGGAGAGCCAGCGGGUACCUGAUGGAUCUGAUUAAUUUUUUACGGAGCACUUUUCAAGUUUUCACUAACUUGCCGGGGAAAGUUGCCCAAACUGCGUGCAUGUCGGCCUGCAAGCAUCUCUCUACAUCGCUUACACAAAUGCUGCUGGACAGUGAGCUGAAGCAGAUCAGUAUGGGAGCCAUUCAGCAAUUCAACCUAGAUGUUAUCCAGUGUGAAUUGUUUGCGAGUUCUGACCCAGUUCCCGGAUUCCAGGAGGACACGCUGCAGUUAGCAUUCAUUGACCUCAGACAACUCCUUGACCUGUUCAUGAUUUGGGAUUGGUCUACAUAUCUCGCCGAUUAUGGUCAACCCACCUCCAAAUAUCUAAGAGUGAACCCUAGCACAGCUCUCAUUCUGCUUGAAAAGAUGAAAGACAUGAACAAGAAGAAUAAUAUCUUUGCUCAGUUCAGGAAGAACGACCGGGAUAGGCAGAAGUUGAUAGACACCGUGGUGAAGCAGCUUAGAAGUCUGGUGAAUGGGAUGUCCCAGCACUCUUAGUGGUGGCCGUACUACAAAGUGUACAGAAGCCUAUAAUCAGCACAUUGCUUUCCUGCAGAAUAAAGCGUGCGCCUCAUGUGUCCAGUCGGACAGGACUAACUAAUGUUUUUACAGUUGCUUUUGUAACUAUGAGGUUUUUAUAUCUCGCACACGUGGUGUCAGGAGUGGAACCAGUCAUUGGAGUGUAAAGCAGAUGAAUGGACUCUAAAUAUUGUAUUUUACCUAUUGCUGCUAAAUUCUGCCACUUCUCAGAUUCUAUGGCAUUUUAAGAUGGGUUUUGUAUGUUGUGUGAAGUCAUUGAGAUGAUACGUGAGUCAGUCAUUGAGAUGAAGGGUCUGCUAAUGAUUACAUUCUCCUGCAGACCCCGAUCAUUGUCUGCUGAAUGGACAUGUCUUCCUAUGUGAGUGUAUGAGCAGCCACUUUUACUAUAGAUCUGGUUCUCAGGGGUUGUGAUUUUGAUCUAUACUUUGUAAAUAUUUGCUUUUGAUUUCCUUCAGGAAUAAAAAGAAUGUC